Molecule: messenger RNA, 2436 nt
Organism: Lepisosteus oculatus (spotted gar)
Lineage: Eukaryota; Metazoa; Chordata; Actinopteri; Semionotiformes; Lepisosteidae
Gene: lim2.5
Product: lens intrinsic membrane protein 2.5
Cellular component (GO): plasma membrane
Molecular function (GO): structural constituent of eye lens
Source: RefSeq, a predicted model, not a curated record
CAUCAACAAAAAUGCCAAGGGGAUAACUUUUUGGAAUUUGGCCUACUGCUGUCUCUUUGACUUGAAGCUGGCAUAGAGUUAGCAACACUCUGUCUAUCUCGGGAGACAAGAAUUUUAUUGAGUCUGUAUUCCUGUAGGUUUCCUCCGUGUGGUCACUGGUCCUACCAGCAGCGCUCCUCAGAAUGUACAGCUUCAUGGGAGGUGGCUUGUUUUGUGCGAUAGUUGGAAACAUCCUCCUGGUGGUUUCCACGGCAACGGACUACUGGAUGCAAUACCGCCUGUCUGGGGCUUUUGCCCAUCAGGGGCUGUGGAGAUACUGCAUGUCCGGGAAGUGCUACAUGCAGACUGACAGUAUUGCCUACUGGAAUGCUACAAGGGCCUUCAUGAUACUCUCCGCCAUGUCCUGCUUUGCUGGAAUAAUUGCUGGGAUCCUGUCCUUUGCUCACUUCUCCGCCUUUGAGAGGUUCAACAGGUCCUUUGCAGCUGGGAUCAUGUUUUUUGUCUCCACUCUUUUUGUGCUCCUGGCUAUGGCAAUUUACACUGGGGUGACGGUCAAUUUCCUUGGGAAACGCUUUGGUGACUGGAGAUUCUCCUGGUCGUAUAUACUGGGUUGGGUUGCUCUUCUUAUGACAUUCUUUGCAGGUAUAUUCUAUAUGUGUGCCUACAGAAUGCACGAGUGCAGAAGAGUUGCUGGACCACGUUGAAAUCAUUUUUCAUUCAGUGUAAAAUCAGGCUUGAAACCUUGCAGACAGGCUGGGUUGAGGAGAAAGAACAUUUUUAUCGAUGAUGUAACAAUAUUAAAAAGGACUGUAUAAAAUGGCUCAGACUGCUACAAAGCUAAGUCUUAUGUUUCAUUGUUUUCCACUAGAUCUCUGACUAAUUAAUUUUUAAAAUGAAUCACAUGGAAGAAUGUAGUUCAAGUUCUUUUUAAAAUAAAAAGAGGAGGUAUGCUGUAACACACAUCAAAUUGGAUCUUAAAUAAAGAUUCUAAACAAUACAGUGUUGCUCUACUGCUAUUGAAUCAUAGUAGAGUAGAGUAGUUUAUUCCCGUAUGUACACAAACUGUACAUUGGCAUUCUUAACCGCGCUGAUCUCUCAGGACAUACAGAGUAAAACAGACAACACCACGCAAUGUAGACAACUGGAACAAUAAAGAUGUUGUGGGAAGAUAAAUAGCAGUGAGGCAAAAAAACAACAUAUUAGGGUAUUUUCAUACUGUAUAUUAUCUAAUCACUAAUGAUGGCUAUAAAGCAUGCCAGAUGGGAUGCCCACCUGGAAGACACACAGCAGCCAUUCUGCACCAGCAAACUAUGACUUAGCCAGAAUAGAAUAUAAAGGUUGCUAUACAGUAUGCUAUGCAGUAAUAAAUGUGUUAUUUAGUGAGGUUUAAAAAGAGAAAUUACUAUACUAUCAAUCUUUUGCAACAGAUAUUAAUGUAGACAAGUGUAAUGAAUUAAAAAUGGAAAAAAAACAUUAAAAUAUUUCAAUCAAAAAUUUAAUCCACCGAAUAACUGAAUUCCAUCAUAUAAGUAUAAUUUUUUUACAGCAGGCUACUGUUAAAACAUUUACCUUUGCAAGUAACGCGUAUGUAAAGGGGAUUUACAGCACAUAUAAUGAAAAAGUACAUCAGGAGUAAGAUACAGGAGUGAGCUAGCCCCAAAUUACGUUUUGCUUUUAGUAUACUUCACAGCACCAUUUAUUUAAACUGUCCGAAUUAACCUUCUCAUAAUUCAUGUAUGAUUGAUAAGGGUUCAGAUGAUUUUCCAUAGCAUUUUCAAACUGAACAAUUUUUAAUUUGCCCCACUUUUACAUUUCGGAUUAUGGGUACGGCAAUCUGACAUCAAAGUGUUAUAUAAUUACAGUAUAUGAUUAAAAGUGAUAUGACAAUAUACUAUUGUCUCUCUUCAAUAAUUUUGGGAAAAAUAACAGUUUCAAACAUUUUAUGUUUUUGACGUGAAGCCCUUUGAUUGUGGUCAAAGGCCAACUCAGCUUUUUUUUUAAUUAAAUCAAUUAAAAUAUAAUUGAUAUAUAAUAUAUAUAUAUAAUAUAAUAAUGUUCUUGAAUUCUGGGGUUGGGUGCCACACAUGGCUUUGCUGCUUCACAACUCUUUGCUCCUAGGUUGAUAUCAACCUCCUUUAGUGCCUUCUGCAUAGAGUUGCAUGUUCUCUCUAUAUUUUCUGUAUGUGGGUUUUUCCAGGUUUCCUCUUUGAAAAUCCGAAGGAAACUCUGCCUCCCUGGUUAGAUUAAGCUAGUUCUGUUCCCCGGCUUGUGGAAGCUCAUUUGCAGUUACAGUAAAUAAUGACAGCCCAGACACUCGCUGCAAAUGUGCAGAACAAGUGUCUUUAAUAGCUGAGCCUCUUUCUUUUUUGACAACCAGCCCUUCUGUCAAGGAUGUCGGAAAGGACGAACCGUGGAAUGACAGGAGAGCAUGAAAGA